Magallana angulata is the source of this 1221-nucleotide messenger RNA. RefSeq names its product MTRF1L release factor glutamine methyltransferase-like. Bases 75 to 1037 code for a protein of 320 amino acids. Gene Ontology annotation, molecular function: nucleic acid binding; protein methyltransferase activity. Lineage: Eukaryota; Metazoa; Mollusca; Bivalvia; Ostreida; Ostreidae. Gene Ontology annotation, biological process: protein methylation. Gene Ontology annotation, cellular component: mitochondrion. The record is from RefSeq and is a predicted model, not a curated record. The transcript has 9 exons.
AUGUAUCUACUUUCACUUUCGAUUUGAUUAAACACAAACGACCGACAAACAAUGAGAGAGAACUUGCAAGGAACAUGAAAUGUCUAUUGAACAGUCCAAGAAUAAGUUUAAAUCAUUACAUGAAAAGAUAUUCAGUUCGACAGUUUCGUUCAAUUUCUAAUGAAGUGAAUCAACUAAGCGCUGAUUUGACCAGAAAAUUCCAAAAUGUUGGAAUCGAGAAAACAGAAUCACGUUUAUCAGCGGAAUUCAUUAUAGCCCAUGUGAUGGGCAAAAAGAUGUUUUACCAAGUUUCAAAGAGUGCAAAAAUUCCUGGAACCCAGCUAAAGGAAAUUAAAGAACUGGCCGAGAAACGUUCAGAAAGAAUGCCACUCCAGUAUGUUCUUGGGGAAUGGGACUUCCAUGAAUUUACUGUGAAACUAGCUCCACCUGUUCUUAUUCCAAGGCCAGAAACUGAGGAGUUGGUUCAGUUUGUUCUAGAAGAUAUAGGACAAGAUGAAACCUACAAGAAGUUCCUAGAAGUUGGCUGUGGAUCAGGGGCAGUAACUCUGUGCUUACUCUCCAAACUUCCAUGGAUGAAAGCAGUAGCCUGUGAUAUUAGCAAAGACGCCUGUAACCUGACCAUAGAAAAUCUCUCCAGAUAUCAUGUAGACAAAAGGGCCAGUGUACUGAACAAGGACUUCAAAAGCCCAGACACUAUACAGUUGAUUUCUGAGCAUGGUCCAUUUGAUUUCAUCAUCAGCAAUCCUCCAUACAUACCUACAGCAAACCUAGAUGACCUAGAUCCUGAGGUCAAAAAAUAUGAGGAUAGAUUGGCACUAGAUGGAGGACAGGAUGGGUUGGACUUUGUGAGGCAUCUGAUAGCAGUGUCACCGUUACUAUUGAAGAAAGAGGGAAAACUAUGGCUUGAGACAGGAUUAGAACAACACAAUUUGAUAGAAAAUGCAAUCAACAAUCACUCUGUUGGUCAGUUAAAAUUUAUCAAAUCCAUGAAGGACUUUACAAACAGAGAGCGGUUUUGUCUCAUACAAAAAGUAUGAACAUUUGGCAGCACAUGUUCAGAAGAAUUUUAUUUAACAAUAGUAUGAAUACAAGUAUUAUUUUAUAGAACAAUAUAAAUGCACUUUCAAUAAUACAUUACAAUGUCAAGUACAAAAGAACAGUGUAUGUUUUAAACCUUAAAAAAUAAUUUUAAAAUGUUGUUUUAUUAAAACGAUAAAUGUC